Didymodactylos carnosus is the source of this 904-nucleotide messenger RNA. NCBI's taxonomy places the organism in Eukaryota, Metazoa, Rotifera, Eurotatoria, Philodinida, Philodinidae. The record is from the annotation of a GenBank genome assembly.
AUGCACUUCACCGGUCAAUCAGGCUUGGAAAUGGCCACUGGUACUAUUGAUAAUUUAUUGAUAACCAUACCCGAUGUUAGUCUUGUGAAUAGUACUAAUGAUACUUAUAAUCAUUCACAAACACAAUAUCAAUAUAAAAGUCAACAAAUGUUGACUCGUAUGGAUUCCAUUGAUUCACAUCACAUUCCAUGGAAUAAUAUUACAGAUGAUGCAAAUUAUUCGGAUGUUAUAUCUCAGGCUGAACGUGCCAUUGACGGUGGAAUAUUACCAUUGAGAAUUGCACAAGGUUCGAGUGGAAGUUAUUUUGUACGAAAUUUAGAAGGAAAAACAAUUGGAGUGUUUAAACCAAAAGAUGAAGAACCGUACGGUCGACAUAAUCCAAAAUGGAGAAAAUGGCUACAAAAGAAUUGUUGUCCAUGUUGUUUUGGUCGCUCGUGUUUGGUACCAAAUCAAGGUUAUCUCUCUGAAGCUGGUGCCAGUCUUAUCGAUACAAAAUUAGGAUUAAAUCUUGUGCCAAAAACGAAAGUAAAUUAUUCUAUCAUUACAGGGUAGUCCAAAACAAACUUACCUCCUCUGUAUUUAUUGUCUUUCUUGUGUACAAAUAUAACUGAACUUUUUAGAGAUCAGUUUAGUCGAGUAGAGUAAAGAUUUCUGGACAAAAUGAGACGUCUCUGAGCUCUGUACGAGCUUUUCUCAUGAAACAGCAUUCAAUUUACGGACGGCCCUAAGAGCGUAUCUUUCUUGUUUUCUCGUUAAUUGUCCUGAUAUUUUUGGUAAGGGACCUUCCGUCCAAGCACGUGGAGAUGAGUUUUGAUAGCAGUCCAAACGUAUCUAAACCAUUUUUCUAUAGGUUUUCUACGACGCUGUUUCCAAUCGAAUGGUUUUCGAGUUUUAAAAAAGUUUU